CCUGGGACAUCACGGCUCACUCACAGAGAUGCCAUGGGAUAUUUUCAACUUUCAACAGAGGCACGGUGAUACCUGUCACCUGGUGGACACCACGCACACAACCAGCCUCAAGUGGUUUGUUCAACAUUAGAUUAUGCCACACGCCUUACAAGAGCAUCUUAUCUUUGUCAAGACACCUCUGCGCAUGCCGCCCACAGAUGAGAAAUCUGGCUCGGAGACAUGUUGAAGGGCCGAAAGGCCUUCGCUAAAGAUGGACACACGAAGCCAUCCUCUGCAUGACUUGAAGAUUCGGUGGCAACAAGUGUGGGGAAGCGCGGAGACCGCGCGGAGCGAUUGUGAGGGGCUCUGCUGGAAUUUGGCAGCGUGGAGGCUUGGAGAACAGCCCCAUGCUGGCUCCCAUUCAGCAGGCCAGUUUUCCUCGAGCUUUGGAAGUUUCGCUCAGCCGUGCACUCAAUGGCUUCACAAAGCUGAUUACAAGCUUCAGCGCAUUCCUGAAGGAGCCAAAAGCGACGCAGGUGCAAACGAGCCGAGGGAGCCCCUUAUCCCGGUGACAGAAUGGGACAAGCUGGGAAAGGCUUGGACCACACAAAUCCAAGCUCACCAGGCAGCAGAAAGCCUGCCUUGGGAACCGGGGGUCAUUAUCCGCCCUAUUCAGCGGGGCCCGGGGACCCUGGGGGCCCGGAGGCCGGCCCGCGCGGGAGCGCCAGUGCGCCUUGGGGCUGUGGGGACCCCGCCAGGGCCUGGGGCCGGGCCGGGGCGCCGGGUGGAGGGCUGUGCCUCUGCACACGCGGCUUCGGUAAAAUCUGUGCUCCGACGUGCCCGUGUCAACACCAGCAGGGACACAGGAGAAAAAGCGCGCAGGACGCAACCGGGUGUGUGGAUACUGCAAAACGUUGGCUCAUCCAGCGUCCAGACCUCCCUGCCCUGUCUCUGCCCGGCCUGGCGCUGCGCGUCCCCGACGGGCCCCCAGGCCACUGACACAGCCGCAAGGGUCAUUCUGCGCCCUUUCUCUCCCAGCCCCCCUCUCCUUUCAGUCUUCCUAGAGACGGGGUCCCGCUGAGCACAGCCCUACGCGGUGCUGUGGGAGGGACAGUGGGGGUGGGGGUGGCAGGUCACGGGGUCGCCCCUUCGAACUGCUCUUGGCUUGGCCUCGGAUGCCUUUGCUGCGAGACUGAUUCCCUGGCAGGGAGGAGGGCCCGGCCCCUCUGGAAGAACGAAAGACGCCCCCCACUCAGGCUCAGGGACCAGGGCCGGGGGACAGGGGGCCGCAGGCCGAGGAGGAGGGAUUCCAGGCAGAGGAGCUGGUACGCGGGCGUCACCCUGGGGCCGCCACCGGCCCGCGUCAGCUGCGGGACAGUGAGUCCCCGCGAGC
Molecule: messenger RNA, 1372 nt
Organism: Herpailurus yagouaroundi (jaguarundi)
Lineage: Eukaryota; Metazoa; Chordata; Mammalia; Carnivora; Felidae
Exons: 3
Coding region: 251-1060 (269 amino acids)
Source: RefSeq, a predicted model, not a curated record